UGUCCUCGCAUUCCCUUUCUAACUGUUAACAUAUUUUCUGAAACUGGGGCUUUUCUUGCGGUGCAUGUUCCCUCGCAUUCCAUUUCUCGCCAUGGAUUCUUCUCUUCCCCUUCAUGUUGACGGUGCUGACAAAGGUUUUAAUUGCGAUGCUGACAAAGGGAAUUCUUCGAGUGCUUUCCCCAGCGAGGACUGGAAGCAGAAAUUAAACAUGCUUUUGAAUGAUCAGAGUAAGCAAGAGUUGGUCUCAAGGGAGAAAAAGGAUCGGCGUGAUUUUCAGCAAAUAGAGACUUUGGCGAGCAAAAUGGGGUUGUAUAGCCAUAUGUAUGCGAAGGUGGUUGUUGUCAGCAAAGCCCCUCUUCCAAACUACAGAUAUGAUUUGGACGAUAAACGCCGCCUUAGGGAGGUGAACCUACCUACUACUCUGUUAAGGCAAGUUGAUGGAUAUCUUCAAGAAUACCUAACCCAAAAGUCAAGAAGGAAGGAAAACUUUUCCGAUUUGUGGUGUGCAACACCAGCCGACAGCGGUGGUACAGAUGAAGGGCUUUUUGAGCCACCUAAGUCACUAUCAUGCAGCAGGGCUGUAGUGGAUAAAUUUCUUUGUCAGAGAAGUUCACAAAUGCGUGAUCAGCAAAGAACUUGGCAGGAAUCUCCAGAUGGAAGAAAGAUUCUGGAAUUUCGUAGCAGUCUACCUGCUUAUAAAGAGAAGGAAGCAAUAUUAUCAGCCAUAUCAAGGAAUCAGGUACUUAUCAUUUCGGGUGAAACAGGUUGUGGAAAGACAACACAAGUUCCACAAUUUAUCCUAGAAUCUGAGAUAGAACUAGUUCGUGGAGCUGUGUGUAAUAUCAUUUGCACACAACCAAGACGCAUUGCAGCAAUUUCUGUUUCUGAAAGAGUUGCCUUUGAAAGAGGAGAGAAAUUGGGUGAAACUGUUGGAUAUAAAGUUAGACUUGAAGGCAUGCAAGGGAGAGAUACCCAUCUUCUCUUCUGCACCACAGGCAUCUUAUUAAGAAGAUUACUAGAUGAUAAAAAAUUAAAAGGCAUAACUCAUAUUAUUGUUGAUGAAAUUCAUGAGCGGGGAAUUAAUGAAGAUUUUUUGCUUGUUGUCCUUAAAGAUCUUCUAGCUUUCAGGCCAGAACUGAAACUGAUUUUAAUGAGUGCUACCCUUGACGCUGAGCUCUUCUCUUCAUAUUUUAAUAAUGCUUCAACUAUGAAGAUUCCGGGUUUUACCUAUCCUGUCAGAACUCAAUUUUUGGAGGAUAUUUUGGAAAUCUCGGGCUACAGAUUGACUCCUGACAAUCAAAUUGAUGACUAUGGUCCAGAAAGGAUUUGGAAAAUGAACAAACAGUUGCCAGGAAAGAGGAAAAGCCAAUUAUCUUCUGCUUUGGAGGAUGUGUUAAGAGCUGCUGAUUUCAAUUAUUACAGUCCGCAAACAAGCGAGUCUUUGUCUUGUUGGAAUCCUGACUUUAUUGGUUUUAACCUCAUACAAUAUAUACUGUGCAAUAUAUGUGAGCAUGAAAGACCAGGUGCCAUUUUAGUUUUCAUGAUUGGAUGGGAUGAUAUAAAUGCUCUGAAGGAGAAGCUCCUAACACAUCCUGUCUUGAGUGAUCCAAACCGAGUUUUGUUGGUGAUGUGCCAUGGCUCAAUGGACAGUUUGGAGCAGAGGUUAAUCUUUCAAGAACCUGAAGAUGGAGUACGGAAAAUAGUGCUAGCAACAAAUAUUGCUGAAACGAGUAUCACAAUCAAUGAUAUUGUUUUUGUUAUCGACUGUGGGAAGGCAAAAGAAUCAUCAUAUGAUGCAUUGAAUAACACAUGUUGUUUGCUUCCUACUUGGAUUUCUAAGGUUUCAGUUCAACAAAGAAGAGGAAGAGCUGGUCGUGUUCAACCAGGAGAAUGUUAUCAUCUCUAUCCUAGAUGUGUAUAUGAUUCUUUCACAGAGCAUCAAUUACCUGAAAUUUUGAGAAUGCCGUUGCAAUCUCUCUGUCUGCAAAUCAAAAGUUUGAAACUAGGAAGUAUAUCUGAGUUUUUGUCUAGGGCUUUACAGUCUCCAGAGAUACUUGCGGUGCAAAAUGCAAUUGAAUAUUUGAAAACAAUUGGAGCUCUGGAUGAGAAUGAGAAUCUGACUAUUUUAGGGCGCCACCUGGUAGUGCUUCCUAUGGAACCCAAACUUGGCAAGAUGCUGAUAUUUGGUGUUAUAUUCAAUUGUCUGGAUCCUAUACUAACGAUUGUUGCAGGCCUUACUGUUAGAUGUCCUUUUCUAACACCUUCAGAUAAAAAAGAUCUUGCACAGGCAGCAAAGUCUCAGUUUUCCCAUGAUUACAGUGACCAUCUUGCCAUUGUGAGGGCCUAUGAUAGCUGGAAGGAUGCCGAAAUAGACAAUGCUGGACAUGAAUACUGCUGGAAGAAUUUUCUUUCUCCACAAUCCAUGAAAGUUAUUGAGGCUCUUCGAGUGGAAUUCUUAUCCCUGCUCAAAGAUAUUGGAUUAGUUGAUAGAAACAUGAGCAGUUGCAAUGCAUGGAGCUAUGAUAUGUAUCUCAUUCGAGCAGCUAUUUGCUAUGGCCUAUAUCCUGGAAUCUGCUCGGUUGUGCAUAAGGAUAAGUCAUUUUCUCUGAAAACAACGGAUGAUGGCAAAGUUCUCCUACAUUCGAAUUCAGUGAAUGCUCGCGAAUCUAGAAUUCCAUAUCCAUGGCUAGUUUUUAAUGAGAAGAUAAAAGUGAACUCUGUAUUUCUCCGUGACUCAACAGCUGUGCCUGAUUCUGUGGUACUUCUUUUUGGUGGGAGCAUCUCAAAAGGAGAUACUGAUGGUCACUUGAAAAUGUCGGGAGGAUAUUUGGAGUUUUUUGUGAAACCUGCUGUUGCUGAAAUGUACCAGAGUAUAAGGAAAGAUCUUGACAGACUCAUUCACAGUAAAUUACAGUUCCCGCAGAUGAGCAUACACUCAUUCCAUGAGCUCUUAUUUGCUAUACGGUUGCUGAUUUGUAAUGAGAAAUGUGAAGGCAAAUUUGUGUAUAGUUGCCAGCUCCUUAAACCAUCAAUGAUGACAUUGCAACAAGCAUUGGUUUCAAGAACAACCAGUGGACCCGGGGGUGAUAAUACUAAAGGCCAGCUUCAAACAUUGCUGACCCGAGCUGGAUAUGGUGCCCCCUUCUACACAACUACGCAAUUGAAGAAUAAUCAGUUUCGUGCUACAGUUGAGUUUAAUGGAGUGCAGAUUAUGGGCCAACCAUAUAGCAACAAGAAGAAUGCAGAAAAGGAUGCUGCGGCUGAGGCACUGCAGUGGCUUAUGGGUAUACAAACGGGGAAUGAGGAUAUCAAUCACAUGACAAUGUUGCUGAAGAAAAGGAAGACAGAUCAUAAUUGAACAAUGAAACAUGAAGAUGAACCUUGUAAAAUGAAAAUAUGGAUCAAACUGAAUACAAAUCCUAUCAACAAACAAACGCCACCGCAUCUUCAGCGAGCAACAUGCUGGGGUCCACAUGGUGAGCUACGUUGCAGGUCUUCUCCCCGUACUUACUUCCUCAACACACCAAUUGUCACGAACAGACAAUUGCAAUUUUGUUAUGCCACUUACCAACAUGGCCCCCAAUGCACCUGUAUAUGUAUGCACUUGUUAGGAUCCUUUACCUAUAUCACUGAGAAAAUUUACAGGUAUAUAAUAUAAUAUGUUAAAUUUGUAGGACUU
Vigna angularis (adzuki bean) is the source of this 3679-nucleotide messenger RNA. Its product is annotated as DExH-box ATP-dependent RNA helicase DExH5, mitochondrial. NCBI's taxonomy places the organism in Eukaryota, Viridiplantae, Streptophyta, Magnoliopsida, Fabales, Fabaceae. The record is from RefSeq and is a predicted model, not a curated record. The transcript has 19 exons. Gene Ontology annotation, molecular function: ATP binding; RNA binding. The coding region runs from base 65 to 3358 and encodes 1097 amino acids. Gene Ontology annotation, cellular component: nucleus; intracellular anatomical structure.